Messenger RNA from Dreissena polymorpha, 1545 nucleotides. RefSeq names its product iduronate 2-sulfatase-like. The coding region runs from base 1 to 1545 and encodes 514 amino acids. The transcript has a single exon. The record is from RefSeq and is a predicted model, not a curated record. Lineage: Eukaryota; Metazoa; Mollusca; Bivalvia; Myida; Dreissenidae. Gene Ontology annotation, molecular function: iduronate-2-sulfatase activity.
AUGAAUGCCGUAUUGGGUGUAUGCUUAUUCACGAUAUUAUUAGUGUACGUAACAUGCGCUGCACCCCGAACCGGACCAACAAACGUGUUGUUUAUUGCGAUUGAUGAUCUGAGACCGGAUUUAGGAUGCUACAAGGGUAAAGACUUCCCGUCAAGCGAUGAUCCUCGGAUACACUCUCCAAAUAUAGACGCUCUGGCGCGGAAAAGCCUGCUUCUGAAAAAGGCGUACGUACAGCAGGCUGUAUGUAGCCCGAGCCGUACGUCCUUCCUGACGUCACGGCGACCGGAUACGACCCACGUGUACGACCUUCAAACGUACUGGCGAAAAGUGAGCGGGAACUUCACUACGUUACCGCAGUACUUCAAAAACCACGGCAGGAUAACCGCCGGUAUUGGUAAAAUAUUCCACUCGGGAUUCAAGGAUGAUCCGAUUUCGUGGACGGAGCCGUACAAUCGGCCGGAUCAUUCUAGCUACGAAAAUGGUAAAACAAGUUGGAUGUUCUUGAACGAUUCCCAGCUUGCGAACGACCCGCUUGUAGACGAUAAAAUUGCAAAGGCUGCCGUGAUCGCUCUGCAAGACUUUGCAACGGGUGGCAAAUACGCGAACCGUCCAUUCUUUCUCGGGGUAGGUUUUAUGAGGCCACAUUUGCCGUUUGUGUCGCCGGAAGCGUUUUCGCAUUACUACCCGGCUAAUUCACUUCACCUUCCAAGCAAUCCUUACGCACCAAUCAACAUGCCGGAUGCCGCAUGGUCGAAAAGUGGAGAGUUGAUCAGUUACACGGACAUUUCAGCUCUGCACUUUCAAGGGCAAGUCAACGAGACGCUUCCGGAUAAUAAAGUGCGCGAAUUGAGAAGAGCGUACUUUUCAGCUGUAUCGUGGGUCGAUUCGUUAGUUGGCGUCGUUUUAAAUGAACUGGACCGAUUAGGGCUUUCGAAUAACACUGUCGUUUCUCUGCUCGGCGAUCACGGAUACCAGCUUGGAGAACACGGCAUGUGGAAUAAGCAUACGAAUUUCGAACUAGCCACGCAUGCGCCGAUGAUGAUUCGGAUCCCUGGCCUCACAGACAACGGAAUCAUUACAGAACGCGUGGUGGAAUUCGUGGACCUGUUCCCGACGCUGGUGGACGCUGUUGGUUUACCGUCGAUUCCCGUCUGCCCCGAAAAUUCCCUGAACGUCAUCACGUGUACGGAAGGCGAGAGCCUAAUGCCGCUGGUCCAUAACGCAACAGCGGCGUGGAAACACUCGGCGUUCUCGCAGUACCCGCGCCACAAGCACGGCGUCGACAUCAUGGGUUACUCACUGCGCACGGACAAAUACAGAUUUACGGAGUGGGUGGAAUUCUCGUACCAGACCCACAAGCCGGACUGGACCAGAAAUCACGGCACGGAACUGUACGACCACACUACUGACCCAGACGAGAAUCACAAUGUGGCGUCCGACCUCGCGUUUGCAGAUCUCGCGAGAAGCUUGUCCAACCGUCUGCACGCCGGCUGGCGUCACGUUAGUCCGUCCAUCAACAACCCUUCGCCGCCUAUAGUUGGAUGA